AUGGCUCUCGCCCAAGCAUUGUCGUCGCCGGCGCGAUUUCUCCUCGCCGGCGCCGCUGCCCUGCUCCCUCUCGUCAUUGCCGUCAUCCUACUGCUGAAACGCAACUACUUGCGGCCGGCAGAGACAUGUCGUGGUCACCGGCAGCGGCUCCCUCCUUCGCCUCCGAGGUUGCCCAUCAUCGGCCACCUCCACCUCGUCGGCUUCCUCCCCCACAUCAACCUCCGACACCUCGCCGUCAAGUACGGCGCCCGCGACUACAUGCUCGUCCACUUCGGCUCCAUGCCCACCCUCGUCGUCUCCUCGCCGCGCGCCGCCGAGGCUGUCCUCCGCACGCACGACCACGCCUUCGCCUCGCGCCCGCCGUACCCGGUCACCGACGCGCUCUUCGCCGGCACUCCGGACAUCGCCAUGGCCGUCUACGGCGAGCAGUGGCGCCAGGCCAGGAAGCUGCUCACCACGCACAUGCUCACCGUCAAGAAGGUGCAGGCCUACCGCCCCGGCCGCGAGGAGGAGGUGCGCACGGCCAUGGCCAGGCUCCGGUGGGCGGCCACGGCGAACGACACCGUGGUGGACAUGAGCGACCUGCUCUACUCCUUCACCACCGGCCUCAUGUACCGCGCCGUCUCCGGCGAGUCCGACGACGGCCGGAACAGGCACAUCCGGGAGCUGCUCGACGCGACGGUCAAGCUCGUCGGAGGGUUCUACCCGGAGAGCUUCUUCCCGUGGCUAGGCCACGUCGGCGCGGUCAGGCGGGCGACAUACGCAAGAGCAGAGAAGGUGAAGAGGAGAUGGAACGAGCUGUUCGACGCCAUGAUCGACGACGCCGGCAAGCCUACACCGGCGAAGCAACGUCAGCCUGAAGGAUUCAUACGACAACUUCUCUCCCAUCAACGCGACCAUGGCCUCCCCAGAGAACACAUCAAGGGCAUGCUCAUAAACGUGUUUUUCGGAGGAACGGACACGUCAUACAUGGUGCUGGAAUUCAUGGUGGCUGAGCUGAUUAGGAACCCUAAUGCCAUGCACAAGCUACAAGCCGAGCUGAGGAGCAGAGUGCCUGGCAAGAGGGAGGUUGUCACUGAAGAUGAUCUCACUGACAUGACCUAUCUCAGGGCGGUCAUUAAGGAGACACUUCGACUGCACCCUCCAGCGCCGCUCCUUGAACCUCACCUCUCAAUGGACAGGCUGCAGAUUGACGGUUACACGAUUCCCGCCAACAUAUCGGUCAUCGUCAAUGCGUGGGCUAUUGGUAGGGAUGAAACCGUUUGGGAGGAUGCCGAGGAAUUCAAGCCAGAGAGGUUUAUUGGCUCGGAGGUCACUUUUAAGGGUAACGACUUUGAGCUGUUGCCAUUUAGUGCUGGAAGAAGAAUAUGUCCUGGGGUGAAUUUCUCGAUGGCCACCCUCGAGAUUAUGGUUGCCAACCUCAUGUACCAUUUCGACUGGAAGUUGCCGGAGGGAAUGGAGGCAAAUGGGAUCGAUAUGACAGAGGUGUUUUCGUCGACGCUGCAUCGCAAGGAAAAGCUCCUGCUAGUCCCAAAACACGUCCUAAUUAAUAAUAUAAUUGGGUGUGAUAACUAG
Molecule: messenger RNA, 1575 nt
Organism: Oryza brachyantha (malo sina)
Lineage: Eukaryota; Viridiplantae; Streptophyta; Magnoliopsida; Poales; Poaceae
Product: indole-2-monooxygenase-like
Exons: 2
Coding region: 1-1575 (524 amino acids)
Molecular function (GO): iron ion binding; monooxygenase activity; heme binding
Source: RefSeq, a predicted model, not a curated record